UGUCUGGAUCAGUGUGAAAAUUUUCAUAUUUCCUGAGAAAAAUUCUCUCUUUAUGGAAACAGGAACCUUUUUCAUGGACAAUUUGAGAUUGACAGUUUGAUUGUCAAAACAAAAACACAUAAGCAUUUGUGACAUGAGAAAGGAGAAAAAGACAGCAGAGGAUUUGAUUUAAAGAAAAAAAAGUGACAACACUGAACAAUGGCUGAAUUCUUUUGAGUGUUAAAGUGCAGCUAUUCCAGGAUUGUUCUUCUGAGAUAAAGAGUGAUUUCACUCGUCUUUUUUUUUUGGUGGAAAUACAACUAUCAAUCAAACUGGAGCAAUUCGUUCAAAUCUCUCCACCAGCUGGAAAUGGGUGUGUAGUUUAACGGCGACAAAUUCAGUUCGUGGGCCAUUAUUAAUGAUCCAUUCUCUGGCUCGGAAAUGAGUUUGUAAUCUACCGUUAACUGUCAAUCAAUCAAGCAGAUUUGCAUAUGAAAUUGUCGCAUACAUGCAUCGUAAGCAGGUGGUCUGUCUGCUGUCUGCAGCAGACAACUUGUUUGCAAGUGUAAAAAGCUAUACUUUGCAAGUCUAAUGGAAGAUAGCUGUUGUCAUUCCUUCUGACGGAGAUUUGAUGAGUCCACGGUGACCUAUGAUUUGGCCAUUUUGUCAUCAACAAAGUCUACUGACUCUUAAAUUAAUACAUGUACUUAAAUAUUAGUAACCCCAUCUCUCCCUGUAUGCUUUGGUUCAUGAAUUAUUCAUGAAUAUAAAGUCAACAAGAUUGGGACAACUGGUCAGGUUUAGAAUUCUGUCUUCUUUAACAAACAAAGCAAACAGCUGUAAAGGACGUUUUCAUCGCAUUUUCUUCCCUGUUUCAAACAUAUGGAACCAAUUUCCACAGCAAGUUUUUUGCUCUGAUUAUAGAUACAAGCGACAGUGGGGUGUUCUUAUAUGAUGGGUAUGGAAGCCGUGUUCAUUGGUAGGAAUACAGGCUUUGACAACACAGCCUGGUUUGUGUAAAUUGACGAUAUUUACUGAAAGGAUCAGAUUCAGAGCUUCUCACUUCUGAGGUGUGACUCUUAUAAGCCUACGUGACGGCGUCAAGUUGUGGCGAAUUAUCGGGAGGCAUCUUGAUCCUGCUCUCACGUCUGCAAGCGUACUUUGCAAGGCGAGAUAUUUUUCACCAGUACUGAUUACUUGAAGAGGAUUUAGAAUUUUUGAUGUGAUAUAUCUGUGAACUGAACAAAGUACUAUUGGUGCAUUUAGAACAAGUUCUGGCAGAUAUGCCCGUGUUUUCAUUGGAGUUUGAACCGUUGAGGUGACAUUGCAUAAUUGGUGCCAAGGAAAUGGAUAUUGAACUUUGGUAACACACUGUUAGACAGGUUUUGUAGUGAACUACAAGCUUUGAUCUUGGUUUUAUGCUCUUGCAAUUUAUUACUGUGCUACAAGGAUACAAAGCUUAAUUCUCUAUUCCAAAGUUGCUGUUAGAAAUUGCAUUUCAAUCCAACGGUUUCAACACUAUUCAUGAGAUGUUUUAUUUAACAGUAUCGGUAGAAAAGUUUCUUUUUCAACUCAGAAGCCACAUGCAAACUGCAUGUCGUUUGAAACUUAACAGAGUUAACUCUUUAGCGUGGAAGCACAGUUGAGUCCAAGACUGCAGUAUUUUACACACGUGACAUUCGUUAAAAUCAGUGGAUAAAACUUAGACUGAUUAACUGAUUGAGGGACAUCAGUAUUGGCUGCCAACAAUUCCGUGAAAGAGGGAAAAAAAACGUGAUUGGAGGAAAAAAGCCUAGGGACAAGGUUUGGACAGCCUGACAUCCCUGUUGUUUGGCCAGCGUUUGCGUAGCUAUCUCUGGUCAGGGCUCAUCCGGAUAGUUCUCACCCAACAACACGGAUUGACAGGAAAAUCUAGCACCCAGAAUCUCACUGUCCUGUUCACAUGAGGAUACAAGAGCAUGCAAAAUUGGGCCGAGUUGUCUUCUCUCAUGUUUGAUUACUCUGGCAAACAUUUAAGCUUCCUCCGCUAAACAUGGUUCAUCUUCACGCACAGCCUCGACCUUUGACCUCCGGGUCGUCGCCAGGGAGGUUGCCGUCCAAAGCCAACUCGGUGCGGGUCAAACAGGUUCCUAAACGACGCGGCAGUCUGGUCUUCCAAGGCAGGAACUCUUUCAGGUCAAAAUCGGCUCUAAAACGUCUUAGAAAAUUCUUCAACACGAUUCGCUUCGUCUCCAAGUUGAAUCCGUGUUUCAGUGAGAGUUACUUUGCUGUCAAAGGGACAGCACUCAUCUUACCCCAAAGUGAAUGUACGCGGAAAGUCACAAGCAAAUCUCAUGGGGGGGACAUACAGCGCCAUCUACAGUCCAUGCUUCAUCUACUCCGCCCUCAAGAUACACUCAAAGUGGCCGUGAAACUAGAAAGUGCCUUUCCACAGAGGAACCGUUACAUGGCCGUUGUGUCGUGCGUCGGUCGCCAGGAUACCGAGGAAUGCCUCAUUCUGGGCAUCGACUGCAACAACGACAAGGCAACAAUAGGCCUGGUGCUACCCAUCUGGGCAAAUACCAAAAUCAAGUUGGACGGGGACGGAGGCUUCAGCAUCAACUACGAGGAAACGCAUCAUCUCUUCAAACCUGUGUCCGUCCAAGCCAUGUGGUCUGCCUUACAAAGCCUUCACAAAGUCGUUGCCGUGGCUACAUCCAAUUUUUAUUUUGCACACGGACUCACUCAUACGUGGGUGGGUUACUACCAGGCUCGCAUCAGCUCUGACCAGCAUUGUAUUACGGAAUGGCACUUAAGGGAAGACAUCAUGACAUUCAGGGAGGUCACAUCAGUUCUGGACGAGGACUCUGAACAAGCUGCCUUGAAGAUGAAAAUUAAAGCUGCCUUGAGGGAGGUGAUGAUGACCGUGGACCUGGAAGAGGUCACAAGCAAAUUUCUGCGGGUGAAGCUGGAGGAGAUGUUUGGAAUGAGCCUCCAGGAACACAAGAGUUAUGUAGACGAGGAGAUGCUGGUCAUUAUGGGACAGAUGGACGCCCCCACCAGUGUCUUUGACUUCCUCUACCUGGGCUCCGAGUGGAACGCCUCCAAUUUAGAGGAACUCCAGGAUAAUGGGAUAAGAUAUAUAUUAAAUGUGACCCGGGAAAUCGACAAUUUCUUCCCGGGAAUGUUUACUUACAUGAAUAUCAGAGAAUACGAUGUAGAGGAGACCGAUUUGCUCAAAUACUGGGAGAAAACUUACAAAUUUAUUAGCAAAGCCAGAAAAGCUGGAAGCAAAGUUCUCGUUCACUGUAAAAUGGGCGUGAGCCGUUCAGCAUCAACUGUGAUAGCGUUUAUAAUGAAGGACCUGGGCUGGUCGUUAGAUGAAACCUAUGAUUACGUGAAACAGAAGCGAAGCUGUAUUAAACCUAACAAGUCUUUCAUGAAGCAGCUGGAGACUUAUCAGGGAAUUUUAAACGCAAGUCGACAGCGGUACAUCUUCAAGUCAAAAUCGGAGACAAACUUACAGGACCCAGAGGACCUGCUGGAAGACCUAAGAGACACCACAGGGGAGGGGAUUUUUUUAGGAGCAAAUCUCCACCUGCCUCGCCCCCACUCUUGGGCCCCAGAAGACGACAUUGCAGCCAGCAUACUCAUGCAGAAGGGACUAGCCAUGACGGAUGAGGGUCUCGAGCAUGCAGGCGGCAUCCCGAUCUUCCAACUGGGUGGAGAAGAGGCAGACGUGGAGUUGAGUUCUCGAAGUACUGACUCCGUGGAGAUGUCAUUGCCAGACAUUCCCUCACCAAAGACUGUGAAAAACGAUGACAAUACACCACAGUUUGAGCUGGAUCUUCACUGCCCUGAGGCCUCAAAGGCUCAAAAUGUCCGGAGGGUGUCACCAUUUGCCAGCCCGCUCGGUAGUCCCAAGGGAGAUAACUCCUUCCUUCCGCAACCAUCCCAGACAGGGAUGUUAGGCAGUUCUUGGAACAGUACGAGCACGCCAUAUAUGUUUAAAGUACGGGACGAUAGCAGUUGGAUUAAAGAAUCCUCUCCAGACACACCGGUUGCAGAAGUUCCUCAAGGGAAAGAUAUUCCUGAAAUAAUAACAGAUGACAACACUAUACCAAAAUUCGCAACAUAUGUCACUAACGCUUACCAGGCUGACCCUGAAAAUGCAGAGGACAACAGUUGUCUCUGCGCAGCUCAGCAACGUCUUAAUGCUGUAGAAUCAGAGCCCACUCUUGUAGAUCCGUCACCAACACCGUGGCACGAACAGGACAGCAGCUGUAAACCAUACAGUGGUAUACGUGAGCACUAUGCCAAAGAGGCUAUCCCCUGGAAUCCAGGCACUGUUAAAAAACAGCUUGAAGACUUUGAGCACAGAAUCCGCAGCACUGGCCCGGAGAGCGGUGAUACUGAGCAAACGGGGAUAGGUGAUCCACCAAAGACUUUAGAACUCCAACCGGAAAACACGCUUCAAGACAACAUGCAGACUCCACAGACCUCUUACUCUAACAGUUAUUUAAUUGUACCUGGCGGCAACUCCCGGGCUUCAAGUACGCCUCAGUCCUUGGAAAUGUUGACCACAUCCAGCGGGGAGACCUCAGGGGAAUUAGGCCGCACCCGGCCAGCCUCGGUGUACGAGAUCGAGGAUAUCCCUCUACCUGUAGGAAUAGUGCAACGGACCAAGCAGGAGAUCGAAGAGAAACAGAGGCCAACUCCUAGGGAAUGGAUUGAAACUAGCUUCAGUGACCUUGAUCCAGUAGUAAAACCAGUUCAGAGGUCAUCUAGUCUGAAGGUGAACAACAGCAGCUCUAAAUCGAAGAAGCUACGCUCGUCUGAUCGUAGGAAAACUUGCACACCCAUCUUGUCACCGUGUAUGAGUCCUGAUGCGGGAGGGACGACACCAUCGCUGUUUACUACUGGAUCGGGAUCGAAGGCCAGAAAGGAGCUGAUGUUGGGAGAUGCAGACUCUGGGGUUGCGCUGGAGGAACUCCCCGUUCAGGUUUUCAAGUAUGGCAACGAGGAAGUACCCUUGGCUCUCGGUAUGGUACGACGACAUGCCAAAGAUUUUGAGAAUUUGAACGUAGAGGUUGACCAGCGCACAAAGAGUCCAUCUUCAGACAUUGAUGAUAAACUGCAGGGGGCAUAUGUAGAGACCCCUGAAUCCAGCAGUAAACCAACAGUCCAGGUCACACCAAGGGAGAUAACCCGCGGAGAAAACCCUCCUCAGAUAGACCAGGGCUCAGGUGGUUUAGAAGCUGAUAGUAAAUCUGUUGGUAGCAAGAUAGAAAUCGUUCUCCCAGAAAAGGCCUCAUCUCUUUUGGUUCAAGGUGGUGCGAAAGAAGUUCAUGCUGCAAAAGGCAUUAUUGAUGUGAAGCGUGGAAGUGAUACCUGCCAGAGAGAACGGGUCACAAACUCAUUCUCCAAGUGUGCCUCAGAUGAAACAUCUGGCGAACGACCCAAGAGUAUCCGUCUGGACAAACAGACACUGUUCCUGAUAAGGGAGAUUGGCUCUGCUUUACUGAACCAGCCACUGAAAAUAGACGACGACCAGGGUGACACAGCUGAAAAUGUAAGCAACGUGAAACAGAUUGUGAGAACUAUUGAACGUAAGUCCAAGGUUAAAACCAAGUCAUUUUGGGAACGGAUUGUGAUAAUUGAGAAGGAUCAGGAGCUUUCAAGGGGUUGUGUUCACGCAUCGUCUCCACCAAAAGUGGACACUGCUGCGUCUAGGCUGUCUUUUCCAAAAAAGACAGAAGAUGUGGAAGAGCCUUCAAACUCGUCCGUUGCAGGUCAGUUUUCAUUGAAUGGCGAUUCAGAAGCUGGAGUUGUGAAGAGGAAAACGGGAACAGUGACGAAACCUGUGUUCCUGCCUCUGGUGGUGGAUCAGCAAGAAGAUAGAGAGCAGAAACAUGGGGAAGUUCUGCGGAUAGGGUCUCCUUGUGAUGAGUUGCCGAUUGAUGGGCUUGAAGCUAUUGAAGACCACCUUGUGAAGAACUUGGUGGGAAAGUUUGAAGUCGCUACAGAAGAUAGUAAGAAAGUAGUUGACUCUAAAGAUAACUCUACCGCUGCAAUCACUGCCUCACCAGGAUCUGAUUCAGGGGAUUCUGUAUUUUCUUCACCCUCAAAACACCAUCAACAACAACAAAGACUUUCACCGGAGGCUAUGCCUCCAAAUAGUGAUCAAUCACCCUUAGCUUUUAGACGAAGCAGCUCAUUGGAAGACUUGUGGACAUUGCAUAGAGUAAGCGAUGCAGCAUCACUGCCCCAAGAUGACGAUGAAAACAAAGAGUCUCAACCGCAAGCUGAAAAUCCCACUUCUGACACCGCUGAAGAGGAUGUUGCUCCAUUAAGAGAAGGGUCUGCUAAACUGCGGCCCAAGUCUGUCAUUGUCACCUCAAGUUGUACUCUGGGAACUCUUACGUCAUCCACUCCCAGGAAUCGCCAUACCAUCCAUUCCCUUAGCGCUCUAAGUGGCGCCUCAGGCAGCCCACAUCGAUAUCUCCCGACAGAGGUGGGGCAAAGCUUUAGUCUGGAUGGCAGGAAGGUCAGGCGGCUGGAAGGAAAAACUCACCCGCUGGCAAAGCUAGGCUGGCAGCAUAGCACAAUGUAACCAUUACUAACCUGUGCCCAAAUUAAGGGAAGAAAGCCCUUUUUUGGGCACAGACUUAAUUAUUCCUAAUCUGCUGCAAACUUUUAAGACUUGGGUUUUAAAAAACCAGUAAACAUUGGAACCCGUCUCUGUUUAAUUUUGUGCCCAUAUGUGUUUGAACUUUGGUACCAUGAGCUUGUCUCAGUGUGCUUGUCUGUGUGUCUGUGUGCAUCUUGCGCCAUUUUGUACUUCAACGCUGACUCCUUAACUGCUAAAGGGUCAUAAGGAUCUAUGUGCAUCCACAUCAUGUAUUAUUUUCGUCAUCAUAUUUUGAUACGCAUAAGUUUUGUCUCCGGAGUAUUUUUCUAUAAAUUGUCAUCAAACAGUUUCUCUGUGUAGAGUUUUAAGCUUGGUCUUUUUAAAAGCGCUGGCUUUGUACACGUUGCAGAGUUGUGGUCAUGUGAUAGAACUUUUUCUGCUGCUCAUGGCAACCAUUGGCACAUCCACAAUCGUACUUCAACAACGUGUUCUCAUCAAGGUAGAGAAGGACUUUUAGUGAUAAACUGGCUUUAUUUGUUUGAGAGUAGUUAUAUUUUAUUGCUAUUUUAGAUUUGCCUUUUGAGAGAUUAAUAAAUGUUAGAAGAAAUGGGAAUUUUCUAUUUAUUCAUUAUUAAAAAAAAAAGUUACUGUUUACUGUUUUGUUUCAGUUUUUUGAAGUUUAUUUGUACUGUUGAAAGGCACUUUGCGACCAAGUGUCCCUUAGUUCUGUUUUGCUUCAAUACCGGGUGUAAAAUUUUGUUGGUUGUCAUAGAAACUCUCUCCUAGGAGGAAGUGGAAAUGUAAUUUACGUCAUGUGGUGAGUUAUUUUCCAUCACUUGCAUUUCCACUUUUUCAUCGAUCUGCUUGGCAUUGUGUUUUGUUUUUUCAGAAGGCCAUCCUUCAAAAAAGGAGUUGUUUAAUGGGACCAGAUCCUAUCUGGAAAAUUAGGGUUUAGUCCAGUUUUUCACUUUAGUUGGGAUGGGGGGGGGGGACGUUUCAGUUUUUUAGUAAAAUUUUAAAAUUAAAGACAAAUUGCACAGGAAAUGAAAAGCAAAAUAUUUUCUGGAGAAAGGGUGAAUAUUCUUCAUCUUUAUGGUGGGUAGAGUAGUUCCAUAUCAAUUACUUGACCUUCGUGCCCCCCACCCCGCACCCCCCACCCCCCACAAUCGUGUCUAUGUAAAGAAAUAUGUCCAUGGAACAUUUCCUGAAUCUGUUCUACAUAUAUUUAAAAUCACAAUGUCUUAAUCUGUAUAGUUCUAUUGAUGUUUUGUUGAAUCUUUUUCUUCAGAUUAUUUGAAAAAUGUCAAUGGCAUGACAAUACCGAGUUAAUGAUAGUAAUUGUGUGUAAUAUAAAAUCUUGGAAAAUGGCUGCAUGAUUGGGUAUGAAGUUUGUAUGUAGUAAUUUGUGCCCAUUAGCCUGCACGACAAUCCCAUGUGUGUCUCAAUUUGUGUUCAGGUCCCAUUUUCAAAAUGAAAGUGAAAGUUGCCAAUCAAUAUAUCAUUGAAUCUUUUUCUGACACUGUAAUCAAUCCUAAACCUUUUAUUUACCUACUCUUUGUCUGCUAUUUUUUUGGUUUUGUUUAACUUGGUCGUGAAGUCGCACAAAGUUUUCUCGUUUUGUAUUAUAAUUUGUUUCUUCUUCGCAUAAACAUCGUGUUUCUGCUGCCUUGUUCAUUUUCAUUUUGUCAUCUCAACCAAAAAACAAAUAAUCUUCUUCAAUCAAACCUGUGGAGAAAAACUUUAUUCUUUUUUAAACAUGAAGAGAAAAUAGUGUUUCAUCAUUUCUGUGGUGCUUAUUAUGUGUCCAGCGUCUGUCUCAGUGUGAUUAAUGAUGAACAAUGUCAUUGUAAAGAACUGUGGAAAAGAAAGAUAUGAAGCUGUAUAUAUUGUGUACAACAAAUUUUCUCAUGAAGACAUCAUGUAUCCCAUUUUGUACAGCCGCUGUUCUGUUUGUUUUUUUUUUUUUUAUAAAGAUGAACAUUUUUAUUGCAAAGGUCGACAUGGAAUAGUGCUCAUUUCUCAGCAAAACUUGUGUGUACAUUUUUGAUGUGUACAGUGUCCUUGUUAAAUUUGUACAUUUUUCAUGUGUACAUUUCUGAAGUGUACAUGUUUGAUAUGUACAUUUUUGACGUGUACAUGUUAGAUGAUGAAAUCCUCUAAAACUUGUCUUUCAACUGUUCUGAAUA
Liolophura sinensis is the source of this 8775-nucleotide messenger RNA. Its product is annotated as protein phosphatase Slingshot homolog 1-like. The record is from RefSeq and is a predicted model, not a curated record. NCBI's taxonomy places the organism in Eukaryota, Metazoa, Mollusca, Polyplacophora, Chitonida, Chitonidae. Gene Ontology annotation, molecular function: phosphatase activity; actin binding. Gene Ontology annotation, biological process: protein dephosphorylation; negative regulation of actin filament polymerization. The transcript is spliced from 16 exons. The coding region runs from base 2012 to 6571 and encodes 1519 amino acids.